CCGGUUGUUCUUCAAGCUCCUUCCCCUCACGGUGCCUUCAGGGGCUGCGGACUCGGUUCAGUUUAAACUGGCUCUGAGUCUGUCCCAGUGUGCAGUGAUCCAACAGCACCCACUCACGGCAGGAUGGAGAUCAGACCUGGAGGAGGCGCUACGGUCCGGUCCAGCCCAGGGUCCAGACCAGGUCUUGGUCCUCGUCCAGACUCUGGUCUCGAUUCUGAAUAGAAACCUGGAGAAUAUGGACACCUUCAUCAGGCGGCACACACUGGACUCCCUGUGUUCCUGCGUGGAGCUCGUCUCUGAGUCCGGCUCUAGUCCAGACCAGACCCCGCUCCUGGUCCUAAUCCAGACUCUGGUCUUGGGUCUGAGGAAUCUAACAGACACCCACCACCUCCUCACAGCAAGACGCAUCUACAGACUGAUACAACAGCACCUGGAGGAGAGCCGCAAGGAGCUCAACCAGGAGGCUGUGAGUGUCCCAGCCCUUGAUCCCGUCUCUUUCUCUGAUUGGGUGGGUCUGUACCUGCGGAAUAGUGACAGACAGGUGGAGUUCAGUCUGGUCCUCGUCUCAGUUCUGUCCCAGUUCAUUCAAGAACUCAAGAGUCCAGACCAGGCCUUCAAAGAUGAGGAGUGGUGGAACCCCGAGCAUCUGGACACUAACACCUGCUGUUACCUGGAGCUGCUGACAAGUUUCUCUUGA
This is a messenger RNA of Periophthalmus magnuspinnatus, 697 nucleotides long. RefSeq names its product HEAT repeat-containing protein 1-like. The record is from RefSeq and is a predicted model, not a curated record. Bases 236 to 697 code for a protein of 153 amino acids. The transcript has 5 exons. Lineage: Eukaryota; Metazoa; Chordata; Actinopteri; Gobiiformes; Gobiidae.